Pichia membranifaciens NRRL Y-2026 is the source of this 3657-nucleotide messenger RNA. RefSeq lists its product as hypothetical. Lineage: Eukaryota; Fungi; Ascomycota; Pichiomycetes; Pichiales; Pichiaceae. The transcript has a single exon. The record is from RefSeq and is a predicted model, not a curated record. The coding region runs from base 170 to 3190 and encodes 1006 amino acids. Gene Ontology annotation, cellular component: membrane.
GCUGAUCUUCGGGCAUGAGAGUUCUGGAGCAGCCUCGACAAGCAUACCAGGCGCCAGGAAACCGGCGUUUUGCUCUGCAACAGAAGAGAAGGCCCCCACUGGCCUCCCGUGCGUUUUUUUUGCUCUUUCGUUGCUCCCGAGCGUGCAACGGCUUCUCAGAAACGAGACAAUGCCGACGUCCAACAGCUACGGCGACGGCGCUUUCCCGAGAUCGAUACCCAAAUCCAUUAACCAGCCUCGCCAGGCGUCGUCGGGCAACACACUCGCCAGGAGCUUCAUGUACAGCAGCUAUAAACCGAACAUGACGUCGCCGAUCAACUCGAUAUCUCUUCAGGUGCACUCUUCUGACUCCGUCCACGAGGACUCAGCCGGCCUAGCGGCGAUCGCCGUGCCGGACAUCGACACCGACGACACCGCCGACGAGUCGCCGCUGUCAACAACGCCUAGCAACACGUAUCCGAGCUACUCUACCGCUGUGGCAGAGUACUCCCCCGUUGACGAGACGUCCAACAUGUUGCCCAUCACCCACCAGACAAGCCACGCGUCGCUGAGCUUUUACGGGUCCUACGACGAUCCGCACGUUGACAUCGACCCUGCGUUUGACCUCGAGGCUUUAAAGACCAAGCAAAGCUCUUUCUCCUUGCGGAACACAAUAGACUUCUUCAAGGAGGCAGACAAGGACACCCUUCUCCAUGAAUGCGUGUACAGGCCCCUCGGAUACAUGCCUGCGGUCUUUCUUGGCACGUUGCUCAACGUGCUCGACGCUUUGUCGUACGGGAUGAUCAUGUUCCCCAUUGGAGAGACAGUGUUCUCCUCUAUGGGGCCUGCAGGCUUGUCUAUGUUCUAUGUCUCGACAGUCAUUUCACAGCUUAUAUAUUCUUUCGGGGGCUCCGCCUUCAAGAGCGGAAUCGGAUCGGAAAUGAUCGAAGUGACCCCAUUUUUCCACCAGAUGGCCAUCAGUAUCAUGCUAAAGUUGCAGAAUGACGAAAGGUACGCACAGAGCCCCAGCCUUCAGGACAUUAUCAUCACCACGACGAUCUUUACUUUUGCUAUCUCUGCCAUAGUCACAGGUUUGUGCUUCGCCAUACUAGGCAAAUGUAAGUUAGGGAAGCUGGUCGGGUUCUUCCCAAGACACAUUUUAGUCGGUUGCAUAGGCGGUGUUGGCUACUUUCUGUUUGUCACAGGUAUCGAAGUCUCCUCUAGAUUGGAAGGUGGCAUAGAGUACAACUGGGAAACCCUCAUGUACCUUUUGCAACCGCUCCCCUUCCUACAAUGGACGAUUCCAUUAUUGCUGGCAAUAAUAUUGAUUAUCAUCCAACGUUACAACUCCAAUCCUUUGAUUGUCCCAUGCUACUUUAUUGGCGUGUUUGCUGUGUUCCAUUCACUCGUGCUUGCAGUUCCGUCUUGGAACUUGGGCUUGGCACGUGACUACGGUUGGGUCUUUACAGCGCAAAACUCCAACGAGCCAUGGUAUUCUUUCUACCACUAUUACGACUUCAAGCUUUGCGAUUGGUGGUUGGUUUUGGACCAACUUCCAACCAUGCUUGCUUUAACGUUUUUCGGUGUUCUACACGUCCCCAUCAAUGUUCCAGCGUUGGCAUUGACCAUUGGAAUGGACACAUUCGAUGUUGACAGGGAGUUGAUGGCUCACGGUGCAUCUAAUUUCAUAAGUGGAUUGUGUGGUUCCAUACAGAAUUAUCUUGUAUAUACCAACUCCGUCUUAUUCAUCAGGUCAGGUGCCGAUUCUAGGUUGAGUGGAGUGAUGCUAGCCAUCGCAACGUCCGGCAUAAUGUUCAUCGGCCCAGUUCUAAUUGGAUACAUUCCUGUCUGUGUUGUCGGCUCAUUGAUUUAUCUUCUAGGAUAUGAGUUAUUGAAGGAAUCUGUGUGGGAUACAGUAGGAAGGUUGAGAAAGUUUGAAUACAUCACUAUCAUCAUCAUCGUAUUGACCAUGGGCGCUUGGGAUUUCGUGUAUGGUAUUUUGGUUGGUAUCUUAUUGGCAUGUGUUUCCUUUGUCAUUGAAGCCGGUAGUAAGAGGGUGAUUAGUGCAGUAUACACAGGUGAAUAUGCGAGGUCAAUUGUUGCUAGGCAUCCAAAACAGCUAGAAUUUUUGAAAAACGUCGGAAAACAAAUCUGCAUCUUGAAACUAUCCGGUUCCUUGUUUUUUGGCUCGAUCGGAGGGUUGGAGGAUGAGGUCAGAAACAUGUUUGAUGUUGCCAACUAUACAAAACAACCUAUCAAGUAUUUGAUUUUGGAUCUGAACAACGUUUUGACCUUUGAUUUUUCUGCCACCGAAGGAUUUAAGAGAAUUCGAAAUUUGCUGAUGGAAAAACAAUGCUACUUUUUGUUAUCAUCAAUUGACAACAAUUCUGCCAUAGUUGAUUCAUUGAAGUUCUGUGGACUAUGGGAGACGGAAGAGCACCAAGAAAAAAUCCAGAUGUUCAAUAAUUUAAAUUCUGCAUUAGAAUGGUGUGAAAAUAUUUUCUUGAAACACUACAAGGAAUUGAUUGCUCAGAGUAAACAACCAAGCCUUACAAUAGGGAAAGAAAUAAAAAAGAAACAGACAGUCGGUACCUACAAUGGUUCUUCUUCGGGUGGUACUGAUUCUGGCUUAAUGUUUGGCACCCCUAGACACGUCCAAUUCAUUAAUGCCGCUAGAAGGUAUAAUCAAAAGGAGCAACUUCAACAGGAUUUAAUCAUGAAUAAGUUGAAAGAGAAGGACCGCAAGGCCUCAGUAUCGACGAUGAAGCAACCACUUUACUUGGUUUUACAAAUCAUGCAAGGAUUGAGUAGCAUAUAUGACGAGAAGUUUUGGGGCAGAUUAUCACCAUAUUUGAGGAAGUCAAUAUACAAGGCUGGAGAGUUCAUUUACGACAAAAACAGUAACCAGCCAUGCUUGUACUUUUUUGAAAGCGGUUUAGUUGAUUUCAAGAUUGAAUUCAAUGAUUUGAAGUUUACCAUCAACAGUUCUGAGUUGCCAUUGACGAUGUUUGGUGAUAUAGUCAUCACCAAAUCGGAUAGGACAAUAGACUACAAGGCAAAUACAAGUUGUGUUAUGUGGGUGUUAGACUCCAGCGCAAUCAAAAAGUUAAAGACGGAAAAUAGAGAUGUUUACGAAGAGCUAUUAGUGGUUUGUAUCAGGAUUACCACACAGAGAUUCGAGAGCAUCACAUCGAAUGUUUUAAUCUCAUAGUUAUAUAUAAAGGUUUUACCAAAUUUAAUAAAUGCGAAAUAAAGUAAACAGCCUAGAAAAUGAUUAGAUGGGCAGAAAUAUAUUAGAUCACGUGACUGGUACACUUUUUUUGACUAAAAACUAAGAAGGAAAAGCCUGAUGGAACCUUCAGGUAAAGCCUUGAAGAGCUCAAAAUUUCAUAGUGAAUCGAAGUAGACGAGUGCUUUUGAACCUAACACAAUGGUUUUGUUUGCCGGUGAAAUUAAGAACAAAAGUGAACUAGAGACAUGGCGUGAAAAACUUGGAAUCAAAGUUAACCCUAAUCUCAGAAUAGAGAAAACCAAGGAGCGUGGUAUUGGAGUGUUCUAUACAUGCGAGACGCAGAAUGAGUCCAGCGAACGUAUCGAGUUGAUGCGAAUUCCACACACGUCGAGUUAUAACAUUUAUACUUUGAGAAAACUAGUGGAUGAGAACUUAAGUGCCGAGGA